Molecule: messenger RNA, 1597 nt
Organism: Nyctereutes procyonoides (raccoon dog)
Lineage: Eukaryota; Metazoa; Chordata; Mammalia; Carnivora; Canidae
Gene: MANBAL
Product: mannosidase beta like
Exons: 4
Coding region: 491-748 (85 amino acids)
Cellular component (GO): membrane
Source: RefSeq, a predicted model, not a curated record
CGCCGCGGCCCGGCUGCCCCCAGCGGCGCGGCUCGGCCGGGCCCGGGGACGCCGUGCGCGCGGCGAGAAUAACUUCCCGGGGCGCUCGCAGGAAGUUACUUGCGGGAGGGAAUUGGAGUCCCUGGGGGGGCGAGGCCUCGCCCGGUGCCGCCCGGCGCGUUCGCUCGGAGCCCGGGCCGGAGCCGGGCGCUCCCUCCCACCUGCGGAGCGUCAGCGGCAGCCCCCGCCCCGGGGCCAGUCUGGCCGGAGUUGGACUCCAGAGUGGGCUCCCAAGUGCUGUGUCGUCGUGGGCCUUCUCUGGUGGCCUCCUCGGUUCUCAGUUUCCUCCUUUGUAAAAUGGAGGAAAAAGCCCAUAGGCUUGUGGAAUUGAAGACCCGGAAACACUGGCAGGAAGGCUGGGAAGUCAAGCACAGGGGUGUAGACAAAACUAGAAGUUGGCUCUGGAAAGUGGUGAAUCAGAGGAGACCACAGGCAGCUGGUGGCCGAGGCCAUGGCCUCCGACCUGGACUUCUCACCUCCCGAGGUGCCUGAGCCCACUUUCCUAGAGAACCUGCUGCGGUACGGACUCUUCCUGGGGGCCAUCUUCCAGCUCAUCUGUGUGCUGGCCAUCAUUGUACCUGUUCCCAAGUCCCAUGAGGUGGAGGCAGAGCCCUCUGAGCCCAGAAGUGCGGAGGUGACGAGGAAGCCCAAGACUGCUGCUCUUUCCGCCAGCAAGAGGCCCAAGAAGGAGGCAAAGAAGAAGCGGUAGAAGAGGAGACCUGUAGAGCCAGGCGGGCAAGGCAGGGGCCUCGGCGGGGAGCCCUCCUGGGACUCAACGUCCUGUUCCCUCCGACAUCCCAGGGUCAGGGCUGAGGUGGCUGGGCCACUCUCUGACCACAGAGAUCUGGACAAUCAUGACAGUCCCCAGGCCCCAGCUGGGCAGCCUACCACUUCCUCUUCCUUCUGCUUCCGAGACAGUUUAGAGCCACAGGGACUAAACCCUGUGUGCAGAGGCUGUGCAAGAAGUCUGUCUGUCCAGAAGUUGGGUCAGCUCCGAGUGACAUUUCCAUACUUAAUCAUUGUGUCCAACCUUCAGACCCACACCUUGUGGAUUUACAUUGCAUUUUAGAGUCGUGAUCUCGUGCUGACACACACCGCCCCUCCCAUCACUUGUGCACCACAGAUCUGCUAAUCAGUCACCUUUGUCUCUGCCAUACAGAUGGGGUCAGGCCAGGCCUUCCCUGUUUGUUUAGGUCAGGAAGCCAUGGCUACUGCGAUGUCAGUGGUCUCACAAGCAUGACAGCCAGGUCCGAAGAUGCCUGGUGGCAGAGCCAACAGGCAGGCUGGCUGGCCAGGAUUUGCCUGGUUCUCUUCUGGCAGACAGAAGGGAUUUGGCUACAUGAGUGCAUGUUCUUGGGCUCAAACUUUAUUAGCCUCUGAAAUGGGGGGCUUGUCAGUCUCAGAGCAACCUCUUUUCAGCCCAUCAUGGCGUAUUCAGUGUGUGCCUUUUGGCUUCAUCUGUACACGUCCCCUUUCCCCUCAUUUCUUUUAACCCCCAUAACAGUGAGGAAAAGUCAUCUGGGCAAGUAAAUGUCAAUAAACUGCCUCACAUGCUGAA